Zophobas morio is the source of this 6965-nucleotide messenger RNA. It is a transcript of the gene Ih, whose product is annotated as I[[h]] channel. Lineage: Eukaryota; Metazoa; Arthropoda; Insecta; Coleoptera; Tenebrionidae. The coding region runs from base 81 to 2522 and encodes 813 amino acids. Gene Ontology annotation, cellular component: membrane; HCN channel complex. The record is from RefSeq and is a predicted model, not a curated record. The transcript is spliced from 13 exons. Gene Ontology annotation, biological process: potassium ion transmembrane transport; regulation of membrane depolarization; sodium ion transmembrane transport. Gene Ontology annotation, molecular function: voltage-gated potassium channel activity.
GGGUCGCACGAGGAACCCCCGCGUAAUGUACGGGAGUGAGCCAGCGGUGACCGCGGGGCGAUGCUAGUCAGCUCAGACCUAUGUCUGUCAGGAGCCUCCAUCGCCGGGUGUCAGGACCCGGGGGAUACGUGCAGCACUUCCACAACCAAAACGGAGAGAAAACUUUGCUUAUCACAAAGGCUAGGUCAGCAGAACAGUCGGUCAUAUGGAGGGACGGCGGCGGGGACGGCGGAGAAAGACGUGGCGGAGCUCGGCGCGUGCCCAGUCUACGGCUAGCGAACGGGCGGGUGGCCGCGGCUCAGUCCGAAGAAGAGAUCCGCUCGCCGCCGCCGCGCCGCUUGGCCAAGGAUGACUCCAUCAAGAUCAGCAUCGAGAACACCAACACGUGCACCGACUCCCUGGUGACCGCACUCGAUGACGAGACGCUGCUCAUCGCGGACUACCUCUCCAACGACAUGAACUACAAGGGCAGCGGCAAGGUCCACUUCGGCGUGGACGAUGUCUCGCUGUACGGCACCCCCAAGGAGGAACCGGGGCCCACUCCCCUCGGCUCGGCUGAGGCUGGGAAGCAGAGCUUCAUCAAGAACCAACUGCAGGCCCUUUUCCAGCCCACUGACAACAAACUCGCCAUGAAACUCUUCGGCUCCAAGAAGGCCCUCAUGAAGGAGCGAAUACGGCAGAAGGCCGCCGGACACUGGGUCAUCCAUCCUUGCUCCAGCUUUCGGUUUUACUGGGAUUUGUGUAUGCUUCUGCUGUUAGUGGCUAACCUUAUAAUUCUACCAGUGGCUAUAAGUUUUUUCAACGAUGACUUGAGCACCCGCUGGAUUGCCUUCAACUGUCUGUCCGAUACAAUAUUCCUAAUUGAUAUUGUAGUCAAUUUUAGAACAGGGAUAAUGCAGCAAGAUAACGCUGAACAGGUCAUUUUAGACCCCAAACUAAUAGCCAAACACUAUUUGAGGACGUGGUUUUUCCUCGACCUCAUCUCGUCCAUCCCUUUAGAUUAUAUUUUUCUUAUAUUCAAUCAAUUCCAGGAUUACGGCGACAGUUUCCAGAUCCUCCACGCGGGCCGCGCAUUACGAAUUUUGCGGCUCGCGAAGUUGUUAUCUCUUGUGCGAUUGCUGCGUUUAUCCCGUCUUGUAAGAUACGUCAGUCAAUGGGAAGAAGUUUAUAUCUUGCAGAAUCUCCAAAAAAAGCGAACGGAACGAAGGGGGCGCCUCAGUUCGGACCUCAACAAGUCUAAUUACACCAAAAGCAAUCUCAUCUUUAAGUUUUUAAAUAUGGCGAGUGUUUUCAUGAGGAUAUUCAAUCUAAUAUGUAUGAUGCUGCUGAUUGGUCACUGGUCUGGUUGUCUACAAUUCCUGGUACCCAUGCUCCAAGGAUUUCCUGCAAACUCUUGGGUUGCUAUCAACGAAUUACAGGAGGCAUUUUGGCUUGAGCAGUAUUCGUGGGCCUUAUUCAAAGCUAUGUCACACAUGCUUUGCAUUGGUUACGGCCGAUUUCCACCCCAGUCGUUGACAGAUAUGUGGUUAACAAUGUUAUCCAUGAUAUCUGGAGCCACCUGCUAUGCCCUGUUCCUUGGUCACGCUACCAACCUUAUUCAGAGUUUGGAUUCUUCGAGAAGACAAUACCGAGAAAAGGUAAAGCAAGUGGAGGAGUAUAUGGCAUACCGCAAACUGCCUCGGGAGAUGCGGCAGCGGAUCACCGAGUAUUUCGAACAUCGUUAUCAAGGCAAAUUCUUUGACGAAGAAUGUAUUCUCGGCGAGCUUUCGGAAAAACUUCGAGAAGAUGUUAUCAACUACAAUUGCAGAUCGUUGGUGGCGUCAGUUCCAUUCUUUGCCAAUGCUGACUCUAAUUUCGUUUCUGAUGUUGUUACUAAGUUGAAAUAUGAAGUCUUCCAACCAGGUGAUAUUAUAAUAAAAGAGGGAACCAUCGGUUCCAAAAUGUACUUCAUUCAAGAAGGUAUUGUCGAUAUUGUAAUGGCGAACGGAGAAGUGGCGACAAGCCUUAGCGACGGCUCAUAUUUCGGCGAAAUUUGCCUGUUGACGAAUGCAAGAAGAGUAGCCUCUGUGAGAGCCGAAACUUAUUGCAACUUGUUUUCGCUAUCUGUUGAUCAUUUUAACGCAGUACUCGAUCAGUAUCCACUAAUGCGACGCACAAUGGAAUCAGUCGCCGCGGAGAGGUCAGUGCGUUGGUUGAACAAGAUCGGCAAGAACCCCAAUCUACUAGCGCACAGAGAAGAAGACUUGGGCAGCGAGAGCAAGACCAUCAACGCCGUGGUGAACGCCCUGGCCGCCGAGGCGGACCACGUAAAUAUGUCGGACGAGUCGGUGGCGCGCCUCCACGCCAGCGACCGCAGCCUGCAGGAACUCGGCAGGACACUGCAGCGGCUGACCCUGCCCCGGCCCAAGUCGGAAAACAACUUCGCGUCGCAGGACAUGGCCAUGACGCGGGGCGGCGAGCACAACGGCCGGCCCUCCUUCCACAAGUCCGACACGUUCCACAAGGAGUCGGCGUUCCAAUGACGCCACUCCACGCACUAGUGCUCGGUGUUAACCGGACAGCUGUGCCAACUGCCUGUGCUGCAGGUCGCCACGGCAGCGCUGGCAAUUCGCACAGACCGCCGCUGAACUGCUGAUACACACUGGGGGUGCUGGUGCGUGCCGCUUUGCUGUGUCUUGUAUUAAGCAAUACGUGCGACGGACACUACGCUAGAAUUGUGCAAUAUUAGAUACUACGUUAAGUUAGCUUUAAUUAUUAGGUGCUCAAUAAAUUUAAUUAUCCUAGAGUAACACCGCCCGGUUUUUGGCCGAACCGCUGCGGCAGCAGGUGAAUUUUGCCGUCUGAAACUUACUCGUUGUGCCGUGGAAAUCGGCCAGACUUGGUGCAAAUUUGCAAAGGACAAGCGUAGACUACCACGAUCAUAUCAUAUUUUUAGAGAUACCACACUUUAUUUUGUAUAAUGUAUUCUUGUGAAUUCAUAUAGUGGGACGUCACUUCCUUCUCCUUUACGCCGCUUGCCAAUGAAGCAAAUCAUUCGAGUCAAUUUCUAUAAUGAGCAACAUGUUCCUUAGAUUGUUUCUAGCUCAUUCUAUGCCAAAAUGGAUAAUAAAAACUUUUAAUACUUCACAUUAUGUUCUAACUUUGCCAGAAAACGAUUGCUCAAAUACCAAGCAAUUUAAGUUGUCUUCAUUUUGUUCUAAACGUCGUGUGAAUAUUGUACCACUGAAAAUAUAAAAUUUUAGCACAGCGAUAUUUCAUGAUUUGUUGAAUUUAGAUGAUGCUACUGUUUGCAAGCCCAACUUCACAUGGACGUCAAUCCUGGAUAUUAAACUUAAAACAAUAAACGCCUUUUAUAUGAACAGGGAUCAAGGAUUGCAUAAAAGAAUUUGGAGAGAUGUACUAGUCACAACUAAGAGCGAGUCGUCCAACAUAACCAAAUAAAGUUUAUUUUAUAUUCUAACGCUAAUGCCUUAAAGAGCAGCUAGAACAUUUUAUUCUUUUGGGCAAGUUCUUCAUAUUCUGUUAACAGUCAUGACUAGAGUUUCUAUAUGUUUAUUUUAAUCUGCCACUGAAAAUUUUACACGCUGUGGUCAUAGUUACGUUUAUAUUUUUAUGUGGAAGUUCAAUAAUACAUAAGUACUUUAUUUACAGUCACUCCUGUCAGUUUCAUUAGAUAAACUCCAGCCAAAAAAUAUGACAAAACAACUUCAGCAUUCUAGACAAAAUACGUAUAUAAUAUAAUAUUAAUCAUAUACAUUAUUUUUGAACGCAUGUUAUAAGUACAUAUGUUAUAUGAAUUUCACACAAAGUUAUAGUAUCUUGUACGUUGUGAAUAACUCGAUUUUGUUCUUAUUAACCAGGGUAUUAAAAAGGAUACUCAAAUAAAAAAAACGUUUAACUCUAAACUAGUUCACUAUGCAUUUCAAAAAUUGUAUGACAGAAGUCAUCAGUUUUGUAAGAAAAUUAUUGUUACUCCAUGUUGUGCGUUCAAAAAUUGUGAAUUUUAUAAUGCCUUAAAAUUUUAUUCAAAUGACCAUUUAUGUUUUGUUAUUAAAUUUGUACCAUAGACAUGAAAAUGUUUUGUUAAAUUCUAAUAGUUUAACACAAUGUGCAUUAUUAAAAAUACGUAAACAUUAAUUUUUCAAUUUCUCCAAACUGGCUUACUACGAACGAAUUAUUUUUGACAAACUGCUGAGCAAUCGUUUUAAUGUAUGACUCACUUUUUGAACCGAUUAGAAAAAAUCGAGUUAUUGAAAUUUUUGAGUGAUCGUUUUGGCAUGGAAUAGUUCUGUUAGGAUAAUGCAACAACGUACUGUUCUUUACAAUCACCACAGGGCUAUAUUUUUUUAUUUAUCCUAAACUUAAACGCAUGGUACAGUACGUCAAAGCAUCUUGAAUAAAUAUUCGUGUUAUUUUUCGUACACAGGCAUAAAUAUUAUUCAGACGCACAUGUGACAACGCAAACUGUACUUUCUACAUAAUUCGUACCUAGUUCCUGUUUGGUGUUUGUUAUAAGUUACCGCAAUUUAAGGGUGGUAAUUCUUGCGUAAUCCUAACAUAGCGUCCACAUCGGUUGAAUUUGCCAGCUGCUUAAGCUAUCCGCCGAACCAACAAGUGUUGUUUCUGAUUUGAAUGCGGUUGCCGAAGUUCGCCAAUAAGUCAAGAACCGUGGUAAUUCGGCACACAAAAAGUCACGUGUUUGCUAAACGUAAAUGCAUGAAGUAUCCUGCAGACUAGUAUAUUAGAAUAAAUUAUAGCGAGAUAGACAAAAGUGCAAGUUAGGCCUAAGAAUAAAAACUCUUACUAAUCUAUGAGUUUGCAGGACCAUUUAUAUCUUAAAGACGAUUGAAUAUAUGCCACAUGAACUUAACGAAUAACUUGACCGACGAUUUUCCAAAACCUAGUCCACGCCACGUUUGCUGACGGACGACUGGAAGACUUACACAAUGUGUUCAAAUAUUCUAUUUAUUUUUUAAUGAGAGACAAAACGCGUAUUGUGUAAUUACUUCCAGGUGCCGUUAUUAGUAAUACAAAUUUGAUGUGUUACAUUUUAUAAUUUUUGAAUCACUGAUCAUGUUGUAAACUAACUUAAAAUAAUGAUUAGGUAGCAUUAGUAAGUGCGCUAUAGUAGAAUGAAAAAAUACGACUAAGUUACUCCAAGUACCAUCACGCCUUUUAAGUUCCGCAUUGAUCAAGAUAAAGACAAACAUUUGCUAACGAUUAAAUUUUAAAAAUGAAAUGAGGUAUUUUUAUCAAAUCAUGAAAUGCAAGUACAUUUGUCAUUAGCAUAAUAUAUUGGUUUCGUAGCGAUCUGCGUAUCUUUAAUGUAUAAUUCCUACUAGAAGUAAAUUAAAUCCGCAAAUUGAUCUUUCCACAACUAAACAAAGGUUUGUGAUUUUAUAAAUGUGACUUUAACUUUCUCUUGUUGUAAAAAUGCGAUGAUUAGAUUUAUAAUUUUUUGUUCAACUUAAAGACUUAGCAGAGCUAAGAUGUUAGAAGUUACUUAGUAUAGAUAACAGAAAAUGACCAUACACAAGCAAUUGGCAGACUGAAUAUGCAUUUAAAACGAAAAAAGGACGUGAAAAUAAUGUUCAUCUUAAAUAAUUAAGUAGUAAAUAUAGUUAAUCUGUAAGUUACCGCAAAAUAUAUUUUCACAAAAUUCUAAAUACAACAUGUAUCAGUACAUUCAUUUUAUUUUAAAGAAAAAAUAAGGUUCGUGUGGAUAAAUCGAAUUUGUAUAAUAUAAUUAAAAUGAUGUAAUGAAGGAGACUCUACACUGUUAGCUGUGAUCUACAAUAUGGAUGUUUUAUCAUUAAACAAAAGGUCUAUUUAUUAUUUAAUGAACGAAAAUAAACCACUCAUUUUGUGUUACAAUAUAUUUCGGAUCAAAAUUAGUUUCACGUAAACUUAAAUCAGCUAUUGUGUGCUUGCAAAAGUUAAACUUUUGACAAAAAUGUAUGGUACAACCAAUUCAAUUACAUUUCCAUCCCAGUUUUUAUGUAAAAACAUAAAUCAAAAAAAAAUCAUCCAUAACGUUGUUUUGUUACCAUGGUACAUAUAGAUUCGCCACGUUUAUAUAGUUUAUGCCAUAAAUGAUUAUUUUGUUUGUAAAUUGUAUAUCUUUGUUUUAAUAUUGUACAGUGAUUUUUUAAUGAGUAGUUGACUGAAUUAUUAAAUAAACAUAACUAUGUGUUAAUUUAGUUAUGUUGCAUCAGUGAAUCGGUUAGUUUUAGACGAUUAAUUUAUUUUUUAAUUUAAGUGAAUUUUGUGAUUAGUGAUAAAAGAAUGGCGUUAGUAGGGAGGAUGAUCUCAUCUUGUCUGAAUAGUGUUAAAUAGCAAUAGAAAAGUGUAAAUUAUUAUGCUUUAUUUUUAUUUGUUCAUUCACGAUGCAACAUUCAUAGAAUACCUAUUUAUAAGUAGAAUGUAAAAGAAUAAUGAAUAUCAAUUAUAUCAUAAUAAUUUAUGUUAAAAUAGGUUUCACAAAUUCUUGCCAUGAUGAAUCCUAGCCUAGACUGAAAUUAAAAAUUGCUUUGUUACAUAAUGACAAGUAGUAUUAUGAAAUGUUUUAGUUGUAAAAAUAAUAGAUCUACACACUUUAGAUUUUAAACUGCAAUUCUGUAAUGAAGUCUGUUAUAUUUUUACCGAAAGUGCUCAUGCUGUUGUUAUCAAAUUAGGUGAUGUAAUUUUGAGAAAAGCUUUUGAUGAAGAGAGCAGUUUUGUUUGUCACAAAUUUAUAAUUAUUGAGAACAAAUUUUCUUCACUAUCAUUCACCUUAUAAGUAGGAUCUUAUUUGAAAAUCAUGUAAAUAAAUGUAGAAAAGUGCCUAUUUUAAAUUGCGCAUUGCUACCCUCUUGGUCAACUAUUAGAGUAAUCUUAAAUUAUUUAAUGUUUUAACUGUUGUUAUAAUUUGGUUUAUAAUUGAAUAAAGCUGCAUUUUUACAGUUACCUUGUCUUUGCAUUAUCGU